Molecule: messenger RNA, 1893 nt
Organism: Recurvomyces mirabilis
Lineage: Eukaryota; Fungi; Ascomycota; Dothideomycetes; Mycosphaerellales; Teratosphaeriaceae
Exons: 5
Coding region: 1-1893 (630 amino acids)
Source: RefSeq, a predicted model, not a curated record
AUGGCCUUUGACAUCUCAGAAUCGACUGGGACCUACGACUAUGGCGAAUGGCAAGACUUCUACUCCGCCGUCUCCCUCGACCCGAACAGCUACGGCUCCGUCAACACCACAAACGGCUACCUCCGCCUCUCACCCUCCGGCUGCGUAGUCCCUGGCUCCAAACCACAAACUUGGGACUGCAAUGCCGCCUGCCUGAACACCACCACUGGACCGGAAUUAGUCUGGGGCAACAAGGACUACAACAGCAUGUACACGCUCCAAAACUGCGUCGUCCUCCCCGCCAUCAUGGCCCUGCUCGCCGGCGGGAACCUGACAGCUAAUGGGGUGAAAGUGGCGACGAAGUACGGGAUCGUGGGAAAUGCGAGUUUGAUCCAGACCCCGGUGCUGGCGUGGCCGGUGAUCAGUGGAUGUAUUGAUGCUUACUGCAAGUCCGGUGGCGAAGGUGGACCGCCUACGCCUGGUUGUGCGCGCGGAAAUUCGGACGAUUAUGCAAAGUAUGUCAUUCUGCCGAGCGAAGGGUAUUAUGAUGGGAAGGGGGCAUGGGAUGCGGCGGGGGAGGACUAUUGGUGGCCGGAGAAUUAUACGUUCAGUGGUGUCGACGCCUUCAACAGCGGCCUCUGCCACAACCUCACCGCCUUCAUAAAUUCGGAUAUUGGUGGCAUAGGCAUGUUCGUCUCCUACCUCAUGCAAACCUUCAUCGUCCUCUCCGCCUGGCUCCUCUUCCACAUCUACAGCAAUUGGUCCACCUACCCCAUUUUCCUGGCCCUAGCCGCUCGCCACGGCCCCCGCCGCGCCUCCACCCUCGCCCAAGAGAAACAGGCUAAAAUCGCCAAGGGCUACUCAGACGCGCUAGUCAGCGCCCUGGUCGAGUUCCAAAAGGCCCAAGUUUUCUUCAUGCUGAGCGUGCAGAUUGCCAUCUUAGUGGCGCUGCAUAACCCCUCCUAUAUUGAGGCGAAGAACUGGCAGGCUUUGUGGAACAAUUUCGGGAUUCUGUAUAGUCUGGCGUUUGGAGGGUGUUUGCCUGUCCUGUUCGUCUUGCUCAUGCUGAGGAUAGCAGGGAAGAAGGAGUUCUAUACCCUGCUCGUUACACUGUGCAGCGUAGCCCUCUCAUCAGCAACCUGGUUCGUCGCCUGGUUCCGCGCCCCGGACCCCAACACAUCUAUCGCCGAACCCGAAUCCCCCAUGCCCGACCAAUGCGCCGGCGUGGCCCCGAUCAAAUACUGUUACUCCGGCAACAUCUACUACAACGCGACUGAAAAUGCGGUCAAAGCCGUCCCUAUGCUAGUUUUCUGCUUCGUGGUACUACUAUGUCUGAUGCUGGAUCAAGUCACCAUUUUCACCGUCCGCGCGUCGAGCGGGGAGUCGUAUAAGGGGACUUGCUUUCAGUGGUUACGCGAUGCUAUUCUACGCCUUCCGCUUUGCGAGAGCUAUGAUCGCGGAGCGGAGGGGAGGUCCAAGUGGAUGAGGGUGUUCAAGUUGGAUACUUCCGGGAGGAUUUUACGGGUUGUACAUGGGUUUCUGUUGUUUGCGACCGAGUGUGCGUUUGUGGCGCUGAAUAUGGUGCUGAUCAGUGAUUAUGCGCAUCUAUUGACCAAGGGAAAUGAUUUUCGAUCGCUGGAUACGAGUUCGUGGUCCCUAGGCCAGAUCAUCGCGGUUACAAUUUGGGUGCCCGUGUUGAUCGAGUAUGUGUGGCAGGCUUAUGUCGGUGUCGAGGCGGGACAGAAGUUCCGACUUCCGCCUGGUUGGCGACUGGUGAAGAUGGAUGAUGGGAGGGAUGUGGACGACUCGGAUAAGAUUGAUCCGGUGAACGAGAUGUCGUCGUCGAUCGACCUGGCCCGGCUACCGGCUAUCGGACGGCCGGGAUAUGAGAGGGUGGACUCGAAUAACUGGUAG